AUGGCAGCCCCAGGAGGCUCUUGCAUAGAUCAAAAGAUGAGUCAUCGCGUAUCAGACAUAGAUCAGCAUGUAGAGAAUUUGAUGAAGAAAAUUUCAAGUGGAUCAUUAACAACGAAAAAGGGUGUUAGUUUUUUAGAACUGAAAUUUCAUCUGCUUUUAAGCUAUGUUAUUGAUCUCACAUACUACCUGCUAACAAAAACUGAUGGAAAACCAUGGCAGGAAGACCCGGCUGCCGAAAGAUUAGUAGAAGUUCGCACUGUUUUGGAGAAACUGAGACCCAUUGACCAGAAAAUGAAGUAUCAGAUUGAUAAAAUGAUUAAGACUGCCACAACAGGGAUGACAUCAGGUGCUGAAAUUGAUCCCCUAAGGUUUAAACCAAAUCCUGAAAACAUGGUAUCAAAGGUGGGUUGCUUGCUGGUUUAUUUUGAAAUCACAGAUUAUGAAUACGGUGAUGCACCCCAAGAGAUUCGGGAUGAAACUUUGUCACGCUGGAGAAAACAGAAGGAAAAAGAAGAAGAGGAAGAACGAACACGAUAUGAAGAGGAAAAUCUGCUUCGACUUCCUGCUAAGAAGAAGAAAAGGAUAUCUGAGCGUGCUCAGUCAGGCAUGGAUGAACUGACGUCAUUCGCUGACUUGUCUGUGCUAAAUGCUGGAGAAGAUGACAGGAAUGGUGAAUACUCUACAAAAUCUAGUUCAAGCAGUAAGAAAUCAAAAUCGAAGUGGAAGAAGAAGUUUGGAAGCGCGAAAAAGAAGAAAGGUAAAUAAUCAUGAAAUAUACAUUUAAUUCUUGGCCGGACUUUUCCUUUGGCAAGACAAACAAUUGAAGGUUUCCACGUGCCAAGGGCAUGUUUGCUGUUUGUACUCG
This is a messenger RNA of Orbicella faveolata, 865 nucleotides long. Its product is annotated as neuroguidin-like. Gene Ontology annotation, cellular component: small-subunit processome; nucleolus. Gene Ontology annotation, biological process: maturation of SSU-rRNA from tricistronic rRNA transcript (SSU-rRNA, 5.8S rRNA, LSU-rRNA). Lineage: Eukaryota; Metazoa; Cnidaria; Anthozoa; Scleractinia; Merulinidae. The record is from RefSeq and is a predicted model, not a curated record.